AUGAAUUUUCAACAAAUAUUUUGUUCAGAAGUGCAAUACACAACUCCAGAAUUAGUUGGUUUAUGCUGCAAGUGGUUUGCUUAUAAUAUUGUGAAUUCACACUGCUGCCAGCUCGCUUUGAUGGCAUUUGUGAAAGAAACAAUGGUGGUUACCGUGGAGAAUGGUAAAUGUAAUUUCUUGUACAAGCUUACUGAUGGUUACAUCGACUGUGGAUUAGCAACAGAUGUUGCAUCCAAAAUGGGCGUAAGUGACGAAAUUGUGGGACGCGCAAAUGAAAUAUGUGAUUGUUUGAAACGCGGUGUGCCGAUUGAUCCGGCCGCGGAUGAUGAGGAUUUAAAAAUAUUCUGUACAUUUGCGCCGAAUUUUCAGUGGCUUGUGAAUGUCGACUUUGAUGCUGAACUUGAUUGUUUUUUAUUUCUGCUUUUGAUUUUUUUUUUGAUUAACUUUCAGUUAUUUUUUAAAGCAAGUUGA
This is a messenger RNA of Gongylonema pulchrum, 471 nucleotides long. NCBI's taxonomy places the organism in Eukaryota, Metazoa, Nematoda, Chromadorea, Rhabditida, Gongylonematidae. The record is from the annotation of a GenBank genome assembly.